Salvelinus fontinalis (brook trout) is the source of this 7407-nucleotide messenger RNA. RefSeq names its product gamma-adducin-like. Gene Ontology annotation, molecular function: actin filament binding. Gene Ontology annotation, cellular component: postsynaptic density; plasma membrane; cytoskeleton. Gene Ontology annotation, biological process: barbed-end actin filament capping. The record is from RefSeq and is a predicted model, not a curated record. The transcript has 15 exons. Bases 1687 to 3600 code for a protein of 637 amino acids. NCBI's taxonomy places the organism in Eukaryota, Metazoa, Chordata, Actinopteri, Salmoniformes, Salmonidae.
AGAAAUAUCUAAUUUACAUAAGUAUUCAUACACCUGAGUCAAUAAAUGUUAGAAUCACAUUUGAACAGUGAUUACAGCUGUUAGUCUUUCUGGGCAAGUCUCUAAGAGCUUUGCGCACCUGGAUUGUACAAUAUUUCCCCAUUAUUCUCUUAAAAAUUCUUCAAGCUCUGUCAAAUUGGUUUUUGAUCUUUGCUAGACAACCCUUUUCAAGUCUUGCCAUUGAUUUUCAAGCAGAUUUACGUCAAAACUGUAAUUUGGCCACUUGGCAUCAUUCACUGUCUUCUUGGAAAGCAACUCCAGUGUAGCAACUCCAGUGUAGAUUUGGCCUUGUGUUUUAGGUUAUUGUCAUGAUGAAAUGUGAAUUCAUCUCCCAGUGUCUGGUGGAAAGCAGACUGAACCAGGUUUUCCUCUCGGUUAUUGCCUGUGCUUAGCCCCAUUCCAUUUAUUUUUUAUUCUGAAAAACCCAGUCCUUUCUGAUUACAAGCAUACCCAUAACAUGAUUCAGCCACCACUAUGCUUGAAUAUAUGGAGAGUGGUACUCAGUAAUGUGUUGUAUUGGAUUUGCCCCAAGCAUAACACUUUGUAUUCAGGACAAAAAGUUUAUUUUCCACAUUAUUUUCUGUAUUACUUUAGUGCAUUGCUGCAAACAGGAUGCAUGUUUUGGAAUAUUUGUAUUCUGUACAGGCUUCCUUCUAUUCCCUCUGUCAGUUAGGUUAGUAUUGUGAAGUAACUACAAUGUUGUUGAUCCAUCCUCAGUUAUCUCAUAUCACAGCCAUUAAACUCUGUAACUGUUUUAAAGUCCCUAUUGGCCUCAUGGUGAAAUCCCUGAACCAUUUCCUUCCUCUCCGACAAGGAAGGACACCUGUAUCUUUGUAGUGAGUGGGUGUAUUGAUGCACCAUCCAAAGUGUCAUUAAGAACUUCACCAUACUCAAAGGGAUAUUCAGUGUAAAAAAAACUACCAAUAGGUUAUCUUCUUUGCGAGGCAUUGAAAAACCUCCCUGUUCUUUGUGGUUGAAUCUUUGUUUGAAAUUCACUGCUCGACUGUGGGACCUUACAGAUAUUUGUAUAUAUAGAGUACAGAGAUGAGGUAGUCAUUCAUCAUGUUAAACCUUAUUAUUGCACACCGAGUGAGUCCAUGUCAUUAAUUAUGUGACUUGUUACACAAAUGUUUACUCCUGAAGUUAAUUAGGCUUGCCAUAACUAAGGGGUUGAAUACUUAUUGACACUUAAGACACAUCAGCUUUUCAUUCUUAAUGAAUUUGUAAAAAUUUCCAAAAACAUCAUUCCACUUUGACAUUGUGGGUUAUUGUGUGCAGGCCAGUGAUAAAAAAAAUCUCAAUUUAAUCCAUUGUAAACUCGGGCUGUAACACAUCAACAUGUUUUCAAGAUCGUCAUACACUUAUGUAUUCCCCCCACACACAGCUCACACACUUCUCCAGAAAACAGUGACAUUAUUCCUGUGUUCCCAUUGGUAUGAAAGUGUUUAGGAAAUCAGUUAAUCAGCAAUACAAAUGGAUGUAGUCAUGAUCUGUUUGACCUUAGCAUAUAUGGAUGUAUUGGGGGGAUAUGAGAAGUCACAUGGUCUCACUUUUUCCCACACAAACACACCCACUCACAACAUGCGGACUUGCUUGCGUUCAGGGAUGUAAUCUUCAUUAGUCCAAACGAGAGCUGCUAUUGGACAAAUGCAAGUAGGUCUCACCACGAUUCCCAGAGCCAGCAGUCCUGGAGUGUGGCAGGUGUUUAAGGAUGAGCUGGAAGGCCUGAUCCAGGAUCAGAUGACUAAGGGCAGUAAUCCAACAGGACUGCUGGCUCUUAGGCAGGUAGCUGAUCUGAUCAUGGCCAGUUCUGUGGGAGGGACAGGCUCCUUCACAUCUCCUCUCAGCCCAGGGAUGGUCGCCCCAGUCAAUGACCUCUAUGGGGUAGAGUCUCCAUCCUUUACCAAAGGGGAGAAACAGUGUCGCUGUAAGCUAGCCAGUGUCUACAGACUGGUGGACCUUUUCAGCUGGGCCCAUUUCACCAGCUCAUACAUUACUGUCCGGGUUAGCAAAGAACAAGACCAUGUUCUUAUCAUCCCACAAGGGCUCUCUUUCACUGAAGUGACGGCUGGCAGUCUGGUGAAAGUGAACAUGAUUGGUGAUGUUGUCGACCAGGGAUCCACCUACCUGGAGGUGGACCACUCUGGCUUCAGCCCUCACGCUGCUGUCUAUUCCAUGCGCCCUGACGUCAGGUGUAUCAUACACAUCCACACAUCUGCCACUGCUGCUGUGUCCUCGAUGAAAUGUGGCAUCCUGCCCAUUUCCCAAGAGGCUCUGGUUCUGGGCGAUGUUGCCUACUUCGGUUACCAAGGCUGUCUGGAUGAUCAAGAAGAGAAGGUGGAGUUCCAGAAAGCCCUAGGGCCCACUGCCAAGGUGCUUGUUCUGAGGAACCAUGGCCUGGUUGCUCUGGGGGAGACUAUUGAGGAGGCGUUCCACUACAUUUACCACUCACAGCAAGCUUGUGAAAUCCAGGUCAGUGCUCUGCGGUGCUCUGCAGGAGUAGAGAACCUGGUGCUCCUGGACAGGGAGAGGCUCAAGCCCCUGACCCACGGAGUGGCUGCUGCUGGGGUCACCGUGGACAGCGAAGUCAAGUGGAAAGUGGGCGAGGCAGAGUUUGAGUCGCUCAUGAGGAUGCUGGACAACCUGGGUUACCGUACAGGCUAUAUGUACCACCACCCCAUAGUGAGGGAAAAGAUUCGGACCAAAAAUGAUGUGGAGAUUCCUGCCACGGUCUACACUGUCCCUUUGCAGGACAGUGAUCUGGGUCAGAGAAACCCCUUUAACUUCCUGGUGCAGAAACAGCAGAGGGAGAGGGCGCGCUGGCUCAACUCUCCCAACAGCUACCUGAAGGUCAAUGUGCCUGAACGCUCACUCAGUGGAGAGUGUAGCCCCAGAACCAAGACCAUGUGGAUGAAAUCUGAAGAGACCAGCAAUGGCACUGGCACCUCCAUAAAGAUCGAGGAUCCCAACCAGUUUGUUCCCCUUAAUACAAACCCAACUGAUGUUAUGGAGAAGAGGAACCGGAUAAGGCAACAGAACACUGUUGAUCACAUGACUCCAGGACCAAAGUCCCAUCUUCUAGCUAGCAUCGUUGUGGACACCAUACCAGGACCAGCCUUUAUCAUUGAGGAUGAGGAGCAGAUGCGCUCUCUUCCUCCCAACCCCUUCAGUGAGCUGACAGAGAAGGUGCUAGAAGAGUAUAAGAGCGUUGUGGAGCGAAGGCAGUUGGGCCUGGAUGAUGCUGAUGUCACAGACGCAGAUGAGAUGACAACAUUUGACGAGUCCACCAUCUCACUGUCCCUGUCUCCACUCGUGUCUCCUGCCAAAGAGAUCAUACCCAAUGGGAAAGAUUAUAUGGAAGAACUGGAAGAGAAACUAAACAUCAAAGUAUCCAAGCUCAGUAUAAGCACCACAGAAACGGUUGAAAUAUCCAUAACCUCAGAGAAAUCAGGGGGAGACAAGACCCCUGACAUCCAAACCAAGUCCCCCAAGAAGAAAAAUAAGUUUCGCACUCCCUCCUUCCUUAAAAUGAAUUUAAAAAAGGAGAAGGCUGAGGCCUAGAGGGAGAGACACUGAAGAGUGACAGGUCAGCUUAUAUGGUAUGAGAUGAGCUCAUGGGAUGAGAUGUGUUCCUUAGAGAGGAAAUGUAUGAGUCACUAAGAUCUUAAUAGAUCUCCAGCUUUUGGGAAGGAGCAACUGUGACAAUAAGCCUGUUAUUACAAUCUCCUCAAUCACUUCCUCUGAGGGCUCCACACAUGAAUAGGGCUCCAUGCAUGAUGGGUUAAACAUGUAGUAUAUCAGCUGCAUUGUUCUUAGUAUCUACUAUAGCCAAUUCGCUAUUCUGUAAUCCAAAAACAAUAAUAAUAUACUGUGCAGAUACAGAACCUCAUUCUUUAAAAGAUAAAAUACCACAUUGCCUGCUAUGUAUUUGUGGUCAGAUACUUUUUCCAUUCAGCUCAUCAUUGAACAGUAGGCCAUAGAUGAAGGUGAGACAUAUAAACGCCAUCUACGUUGUGCAUGACAGAAGUAAUUUUCCCAACAAUUGUUCACAGACAGAUUAUUUCACUUAUAAUUCACUGGAUCACAAUUCCAGUGGGUCAGAAGUUUACAUACACUAAGUUGACUGUGCCUUUAAACAGCUUGGAAAAUUCCAGAAAAUUAUGUCAUGCCUUUAGAAGCUUCUGAUAGUCUAAUUGACAUAAUUUUUGUCAAUUGGAGGUGUACAUGUGGAUGAAUUUCAAGGCCUCUGGUCUGAUGAAACAAAAAUAGAACUGUUUGGCCAAAAUGAACAUCGUUAUGUUUGCGGGAAAAAGGGGGAGGCUUGCAAGCCGAAGAACACCAUCCCAACCGUGAAGCACGGGGGUGGCAGCAUUAUUUUGUGGGGGUGCUUUGCUGCAGGAGGGACUGGUGCACUUCACAAAAUAGAUCACAUCAUGAGGAAAGAAAAUUAUGUGGAUAUAUUGAAGCAACAUCUCAAGACAUCAGUCAGGAGGUUGGAGGUGUACCUGUGGAUGUAUUUCAAUUGGAGGUGUACCUGUGGAUGUAUUUCAAGGCCUACCUUCAAACUCAAUGCCUCUUUGCUUGACAUCAUGGGAAAAUCAAAAUUUGUAGACCUCCACAAGUCUGGUUCGUCCUUGGGAGCAAUUUCCAAACGCCUCAAGGUACCAUGUUCACCUGUACAAUAUAGUACGCAAGUAUAAACACCAUGCGACCACGCAGCCAUCAUACCGCUCAGAAAGGAGACGCGUUCUGUCUCCUAGAGAUUAACGUACUUUGAUGUGAAAAGUGCAAAUCAAUCCCAGAACUACAGCAAAGGACCUUGUAAAGAUGUUGGAGGAAAAGUAUCUAUAUCCACAGUAAAACGAGUCCUAUAUCGACAUAACCUGAAAGGCCGCUCAGCAAGGAAGAAGCCACUGCUCCAAAACUGCCAUAAAAAAGCCAGACUACGGUUUGCAACUGCACAUGGGGACAAAGAUCGUACUUUAUGGAGAAAUGUCCUCUGGUCUGAUAAACAAAAAUAGAACUGUUUGUCCAUAAUGACCAUCAUUAUGUUUGGGGGGAAAAGGGGGAUGCUUGCAAGCCAAAGACCACCAUUCCAACCGUGAAGCACGGGGGUGGCAGCAUUAUGUUGUGGGGGUGCUUUGCUGCAGGAGGGACUGGUUCACUUCACAAAAUAGAUGGCAUCGUGAGGGAAGAAAAUUAUGUGGAUAUAUUGAAGCAACAUCAAGACAUCAGUCAGGAAGUUAAAGCUUGGUCGCAAAUGGGUCUUCCAAAUGGACAAUGACCCCAAGCAUACUUCCAAAGUUAUGGCAAAAUGGCUUAAGGACAAUAAAGUCAAGGUAUUGGAGUGGCCAUCACAAAGCCCUGACCUCAAUCCUAUAGAAGGGGAUUGUGGGCAGAACUGAAAAAGCGUGUGCGAGCAAGGAGGCCUACAAACCUGACUCAGUUAUACCAGCUCUGUCAGGAGGAAUGGGCCAAAAUUCACCCAACUUAUUGUGGGAAGCUUGUGGAAGGCUACACUAAACGUUUGACCCAAGUUAAACAAUUUAAAGGCAAUGCUACCAAAUACUAAUUGAGUGUAUGUAAACUUCUACCCCACUGGGAAUGUGAUGAAAGAAAUAACAUUUCACAUUCUUAAAAUAAAGUGGUGAUCCUAACUGACCUUGAACCUAGUAAAGAUUCACUGUCUAAAUGUCAGGAAUUGUGAAAAACUGAGUUUAAAUGUAUUUAGCUAAAGUGUAUGUAAACUUCCGACUUCAACUGUAUAUGAGGUCAAGCCUUAAGGAGUGUGGUUGGUUUUUAUCUGGACCUAUUCAUAAUAGUCUUAGUUUUAGUUGAUUAAAAGUAGGCUAAAGUAUGGGUGGUAGUAGUGUUUAUAAUUAUUCAGUAUUCGGUUAACUUUUUGAUAUACACUACAUGUCUUCUUAAUAAUAAUUGUACUAUACGUAAUACUUUUAACAAUGUAAGACAGAGAAGGCAAUUUUAGCUGGGCAUGUUUUGCAGAAACCUUUAUUUAUGCCAGUGAUUAUUUUAGUGGUUGCUACUUAUUCAUUAUUGUGACAAAAUGAACGGAAAGUGUGAAGAUUUGAAAAAUCUCCAAUCUCUAUGAGCUCAAUACUGCUGAAUCCUCUUCUUUUUUUACCGCAUUCACUGAUAUCUUGGCAUGGAUAUUACUAUUGAAUGCUAAAUUGCAAAUGUAAAGAUAUAAAAUAGGCUUAUAUCAGACUAUAAAAUGUAAUAUGAAUGUGUUGUGUAUGUUAAAGAUUUGUUGAGACAGUAUUUUGAUAGAUAAUUUGAAAGUUGGCCAUACAAAAGUAACAAAAUGUUUAUUGUUACCAUUUCCCCAUAAAUUAAGAAAGAAAUGCAAGAUUAUGGAGAAAACAACUUCCUCUCAGGUUAUGGCUGAACUAUGCCUCUUUUUGCCUCCCCAAGAGGCUUACAUUUAUUGAUUAUGUGUUGAACUAAGAUUGCUUAGUAAGGUUCGCUCACUCGUCUCACUUUUCAAAAACAUUCAAUUACAUUUGUAUGGCCUUACGGCAGAUUAAUAGCAAUUUGUUAUAGAAAGCUGUUUUCUGGACCGGAGUUAAACUGAAGACAAAGUCAAACAUCCAGAGACGAUAUAAAUCGAGGAUUUAUCCCAGUUAGCAAUGUGAAUGAUUUUCUUCGAUCCAAAGGGAGAAACAUGGUUUCCUUUGUAGAUACUACAUUUUGUGAAGCAGUUUUAAAUGCAAUACUGAAAUUAAGGUUGAUUAAUUUGCAACGGUUGCUUUAACAUUUAUGUUGUAUGUUUUGAUGCUUGUCAGUUUAUGCUCUGUUAAAGUAUUACAAGCAGGCCUCCCGAGUGGCGCAGCGGUCUAAGGCACUGCAUCGCGGUGCUAGAGGUGUCACUACAGACCUGGGUUCGAUCCCGGGCGGUAUCACAACCGGCUGUGAUCGGUAGUCCCAAAAGGCGGCGCACAAUUGGCCCAGCGUCGUACAUUUUUGGCCGGGCUAGGCCGUCAUUGUAAAUAAGAACUUGUUCUUAACUGACUUGCCUAGUUAAAUAAAGGGAAUUUUUUUUUAAAUGACUUGACCCUCGCCUCCCGAGCCCGUUGGGGAGUUGCAGCGAUGAGACAAGAUCGAAAUUGAGGAGAAAAAAGGGGGGUAAAAUACAAGAAAUUAAGUAUCACAAGCUAACUGAAUUGAAUAUACGCAGUAUAUCAUGUUCACAGUCCCAGUUAACUUGUAUUACUAAUGCUUAUUUUGUUUGAAUUGCUUUUAUAUUGACUGAGCUUUUGUAACGUGUGCUCUGUAUAGCAGCUUCAUAGCAUUUCAUUACAUUCCUUAUGAGAUUACAUUUCACCAUAUGUAAUAAAAACAGUGUGUUUA